AUGUCUAACGCCCAUGCAUCCGGUUUAGACCGCACGUUGCAUAACUUAAAAAAUGGGUUUCUCCAAGGAGUCUUGCGAGGUUGCCAUCGCGGCCUCCUCUCGACGCACGACUAUUCGAAGCUGAUGGUCUGUGAGACUUUGGACGACGUGAAAACUUUAUUGUGCAGCACUGAUUAUCGUGCACUUAUACAAGACUUGCCAUCCCCCCUCCACUCUUCAACAAUUGUCUCUACGUGCACACAGAAAAUGGUGAACGAUUUCAACAUAUUUCGCUCACAAGCAGGCGAACCGCUGGGAGCGUUUCUGGACUUUUUGACGUAUGGCUACAUGAUAGACAACGUAGUGCUCGUGGUGACAGGAGUACUUCACGAACGUGGCGUGCAUGAACUACUACAGAAAUGCCACCCUCUUGGAUCAUUCGACUCAAUGGCAUCAAUAGCAGUCGCAAACAAUAUGCGGGAGCUUUACAGAAUGGUCAUCGUGGACACCCCCCUUGCUCCAUACUUCAGCCAGUGCUCAAAUCAAGAGGAUCUCGAUGAAUUAAAUGUCGAGAUCAUGCGUAAUAUUUUGUAUAAGGCGUAUUUGCACGACUUCAUGAAGUUUUGUGAAGGAGUGGGCGGCGUCACGGCCACCUCAAUGAUGGACAUCCUGGGAUUUGAAGCAGAUAAACGGGCAAUAACUAUUACUGUUAACUCCUUGGGCACAGAGCUAUCUCGGAAUGACCGGGGCUCUCUUUUUCCAGAGCUAGGGUCGCUAUAUCCAGACGGACAUCGCGACCUCGUUUCAUGCAAUGAUUUUGUUCAAGUACAAGCAACCAUGGAGAUGUAUUUGUCUUACGAGGGAUUCGGCACAGGACUGAUUCAGACAAAUGAUAAACCGCUCGAGAAGAUUUUCUCAGAGGAAAAGAUGAAGAAAUGCCAAAGUGCCUUCAAAGAGCAAUUUAAUCUUGCAAGCUUUUAUGCUUACAUGAAAAUGAGAGAGCAAGAACUCAGAAACCUAAUGUGGAUCACUGAGUGUAUUGCUCAGGACCAAAAGCAUCGUAUUUCAGAUGGACUGAUCAAUGUUAUGAACGAUUAA
Messenger RNA from Micromonas commoda, 1077 nucleotides. It is a transcript of the gene VAOD, whose product is annotated as H+-or Na+-translocating f-type, v-type and A-type ATPase superfamily. Gene Ontology annotation, cellular component: proton-transporting V-type ATPase, V0 domain; vacuolar proton-transporting V-type ATPase complex. NCBI's taxonomy places the organism in Eukaryota, Viridiplantae, Chlorophyta, Mamiellophyceae, Mamiellales, Mamiellaceae. Gene Ontology annotation, biological process: vacuolar transport; vacuolar acidification; proton transmembrane transport. Gene Ontology annotation, molecular function: proton-transporting ATPase activity, rotational mechanism. The record is from RefSeq and is a predicted model, not a curated record. The coding region runs from base 1 to 1077 and encodes 358 amino acids. The transcript has 8 exons.